AUGUGGGGGGGGGGGGGGGGGGGGGGGGGGGGGGGGGGGGGGGGGGGGGGGGGGGGGGGGGGGGGGGGGGGGGGGGGGGGGGGGGGGGGGGGGGGGGGGGGGGGGGGGGGGGGGGGGGGGGGGGGGGGGGGGGGGGGGGGGGGGGGGGGGGGGGGGGGGGGGGGGGGGGGGGGGGGGGGGGGGGGGGGGGGGGGGGGGGGGGGGGGGGGGGGGGGGGGGGGGGGGGGGGGGGGGGGGGGGGGGGGGGGGGGGGGGGGGGGGGGGGGGGGGGGGGGGGGGGGGGGGGGGGGGGGGGGGGGGGGGGGGGGGGGGGGGGGGGGGGGGGGGGGGGGGGGGGGGGGGGGGGGGGGGGGGGGGGGGGGGGGGGGGGGGGGGGGGGGGGGGGGGGGGGGGGGGGGGGGGGGGGGGGGGGGGGGGGGGGGGGGGGGGGGGGGGGGGGGGGGGGGGGGGGGGGGGGGGGGGGGGGGGGGGGGGGGGGGGGGGGGGGGGGGGGGGGGGGGGGGGGGGGGGGGGGGGGGGGGGGGGGGGGGGGGGGGGGGGGGGGGGGGGGGGGGGGGGGGGGGGGGGGGGGGGGGGGGGGGGGGGGGGGGGGGGGGGGGGGGGGGGGGGGGGGGGGGGGGGGGGGGGGGGGGGGGGGGGGGGGGGGGGGGGGGGGGGGGGGGGGGGGGGGGGGGGGGGGGGGGGGGGGGGGGGGGGGGGGGGGGGGGGGGGGGGGGGGGGGGGGGGGGGGGGGGGGGGGGGGGGGGGGGGGGGGGGGGGGGGGGGGGGGGGGGGGGGGGGGGGGGGGGGGGGGGGGGGGGGGGGGGGGGGGGGGGGGGGGGGGGGGGGGGGGGGGGGGGGGGGGGGGGGGGGGGGGGGGGGGGGGGGGGGGGGGGGGGGGGGGGGGGGGGGGGGGGGGGGGGGGGGGGGGGGGGGGGGGGGGGGGGGGGGGGGGGGGGGGGGGGGGGGGGGGGGGGGGGGGGGGGGGGGGGGGGGGGGGGGGGGGGGGGGGGGGGGGGGGGGGGGGGGGGGGGGGGGGGGGGGGGGGGGGGGGGGGGGGGGGGGGGGGGGGGGGGGGGGGGGGGGGGGGGGGGGGGGGGGGGGGGGGGGGGGGGGGGGGGGGGGGGGGGGGGGGGGGGGGGGGGGGGGGGGGGGGGGGGGGGGGGGGGGGGGGGGGGGGGGGGGGGGGGGGGGGGGGGGGGGGGGGGGGGGGGGGGGGGGGGGGGGGGGGGGGGGGGGGGGGGGGGGGGGGGGGGGGGGGGGGGGGGGGGGGGGGGGGGGGGGGGGGGGGGGGGGGGGGGGGGGGGGGGGGGGGGGGGGGGGGGGGGGGGGGGGGGGGGGGGGGGGGGGGGGGGGGGGGGGGGGGGGGGGGGGGGGGGGGGGGGGGGGGGGGGGGGGGGGGGGGGGGGGGGGGGGGGGGGGGGGGGGGGGGGGGGGGGGGGGGGGGGGGGGGGGGGGGGGGGGGGGGGGGGGGGGGGGGGGGGGGGGGGGGGGGGGGGGGGGGGGGGGGGGGGGGGGGGGGGGGGGGGGGGGGGGGGGGGGGGGGGGGGGGGGGGGGGGGGGGGGGGGGGGGGGGGGGGGGGGGGGGGGGGGGGGGGGGGGGGGGGGGGGGGGGGGGGGGGGGGGGGGGGGGGGGGGGGGGGGGGGGGGGGGGGGGGGGGGGGGGGGGGGGGGGGGGGGGGGGGGGGGGGGGGGGGGGGGGGGGGGGGGGGGGGGGGGGGGGGGGGGGGGGGGGGGGGGGGGGGGGGGGGGGGGGGGGGGGGGGGGGGGGGGGGGGGGGGGGGGGGGGGGGGGGGGGGGGGGGGGGGGGGGGAAAUAGGGGGGGUGGGGGGGGGGGGGGGGGGGGGGGCGGAGUGGGGGGGUGGGGGGGGGGGGGUGGGGGGGGGGGGGGGGGGGGGGGGGGGGGGGGGGGGGGGGGGGGGGGGGGGGGGGGGGGGGGGGGGGGGGGGGGGUGGGGGGGGGGGGGGGGGGGGGGGGGGGGGGGGGGGGGGGGGGGGGGGGGGGGGGGGGGGGGGGGGGGGGGGGGGGGGGGGGGGGGGGGGGGGGGGGGGGGGGGGGGGGGGGGGGGGGGGGGGGGGGGGGGGGGGGGGGGGGGGGGGGGGGGGGGGGGGGGGGGGGGGGGGGGGGGGGGGGGGGGGGGGGGGGGGGGGGGGGGGGGGGGGGGGGGGGGGGGGGGGGGGGGGGGGGGGGGGGGGGGGGGGGGGGGGGGGGGGGGGUAAGAAUAUUAUAAUAUGA
Knipowitschia caucasica is the source of this 2214-nucleotide messenger RNA. The record is from the annotation of a GenBank genome assembly. Lineage: Eukaryota; Metazoa; Chordata; Actinopteri; Gobiiformes; Gobiidae.